AAAAAGUUCAACAUUGAAGUACAAACUUUACAGCCUUUACGUGAGUUUCUUGCACAACUGAAAGAAGAAGGUAGUCAGCCACAACUUAUAGACUUUCAUUAUGAAUUUAAUGAAAAUGAAGAUGGAACUCAUGACUGUCAGUUUGUUAUAUAUUCACCAUUCAAUGAAGUAGCUAAAGAGAAAGAAAAUCCAUUACGUAUAAGGUUUCAAAUCUCUGAACCCAAUGAAGAUUUCAAGAAUGUUUUCAAUUAUGAUGCAAUGCUUCCGAGGAAAAAUGAAUUUUCAAAGAUUGUAACACCAGGCAUUUGGGAUAGAAAGCAAGCUAUAUUAUAUUCAAACUUAAGUAAGGGAGUUGAAAAUGAGUUCAUUGGUCAUACAAGAACUUCACCACUUCCUAACCCUAAAUACUAUAAAUUAACUGGCUUCAAUCGUGAGUUUUGGAUAGACAUGUUCUCCACUCAUGACCAUAACUGCCCAGUGUUCUUACCUCCAGACCAUAAGGACUGUCUCUACAUUGAAGCACAACUCUUAAACUCUACCAUCGCAGUAUUGUAA
This is a messenger RNA of Trichomonas vaginalis G3, 555 nucleotides long. RefSeq lists its product as uncharacterized. The record is from RefSeq and is a predicted model, not a curated record. Lineage: Eukaryota; Parabasalia; Trichomonadida; Trichomonadidae. The annotation marks the transcript as partial. The transcript has a single exon.